Messenger RNA from Symbiodinium sp. CCMP2592, 1920 nucleotides. NCBI's taxonomy places the organism in Eukaryota, Dinophyceae, Suessiales, Symbiodiniaceae. The record is from the annotation of a GenBank genome assembly.
AUGAGCGAUCGGCUCUUCUAUCGCAAGCGGCAUCGGGUGCGGGGCUCGGAUGAGUUCAGCGCGGUGUUUGAUUUCAAGGUGCGCAAAUCUCGCGGUCCCAUCACGGUGUUCGUGAUGCCCAACGAUCACGAUGAGCAUCGGUUGGGGUUAUCGAUCGGAAGGCGGGUUGGGAAUGCUGUUGUGCGUGGUCGAGUCAAACGGAUGAUCCGAGAGGCGUUCCGGCACGAACGCAGUGAGCUUCCAUUAGCCGCGGAUGGGACGGGGUAUGACAUUGUGGUCACGGCGAGGGCACACGAGGCGGCAGGUCUUGAGCAGUGGCGCGAGUGGUUUACUGGAGCGGGGCGCCAAGAGGACGGGGUUCCGAUGGGGAUCGCGGCUACGCGUCUUGUCGAGAGUCCGCUCGGAUUGUUCGGUCGGAUCGGGAAUCUGCCGUUUGUGGGAUUGAUCCGGGUGUACCGCGUGGUGCUGUCUCCGCUGAUUGGCGGGCAGUGUCGAUUUGAGCCGACUUGUAGUCUCUAUGCGUUGGAGGCGUAUCGGCUCCAUGGGCCCAUUGCGGGGACGCGGAUGACGGUGGGGCGGAUCUGUCGAUGUCAUCCGUGGAACAAAGGUGGGUUUGAUCCGGUGAAGAUCCCGGUGAAGGCGAUGGGCAGACUCCCAGCGGCACAGAGGCGUGAACAGUUGUUGGAUGUCGCUGCGGAGCUGUUUGCGACGCGUGGGUAUGCUGGCGCGACGACGGCUCAGAUCGCGAAGGAGGCGGGGGUUACUGAGCCGAUUAUCUACAGGCACUUUAAGAGCAAGCGUGAUCUGUUCGUCGCGCUGAUCGAGCGGACUGGGAAGCAGACGCUUGAGCAGUGGGAAGCGGAUCUGGGGAGGUCAGAGAAUCCGGCGAUCCGAUUGGCGCGGUUGCUUGGUGAGAAUCCGAUGGUGUCGGGAGAGGGGCGCGUUGGGUAUCGAGUGAUGCUCCAGUCGGUGUCGGAGAUCGAUGACGAGCUGAUCCACGACGCGGUGUCGAAACACAUGGCGGCGCUGCACGCGUUUAUCACCAAAGAGAUCGUGCGUGCUCAGGAGCACAAGCAGGUCGAUGAUCGGUUUAGUGCUGAGGUCCUCGGAUGGGUGCUGGUCAACAUCGGGAUGGGCUACGGCGUGCUUGAAGCAAUGGGGGUCCCUGGACACGGACGCGACAGCGAGGGGAUAUCGGUGCGCGAGGUGCUGGCGCGUGUGCUGGUGAGUCCGGCGAUGAAACGCGAUCGGCGCGGUCGCGGAGAUGGCGCUGGUCGAUUGUGUCAGCAGUCCGAGCAUGGAUUCGACCUGUUUCUGCUGGGUGAGCAUGGUCUGGAUGGUUGCUUGCUCGAGGAUCUGGGCGCGGACGAGGUUGGCGAGCGCGUCCUCGGUGUUGGUGAGCUCGGAGAGCAGGGCGUUUGUUUCGGAUUCGAUCGCGUUGAUUCGGUUCCCGAUCGCGCCGCGUCGUCCGGCGAUGGUCGCGACGGCUUGCUUGGCGAGGUCCUGCGCGGCUUCGGGGUUGUUGCUGAGGAGCUGGGGGAGAUCCGCGAGCGUUUUUUCGGUCAAGACCAGUUCACCGGUUUCGGGAUCGGCUUCUUCGACGAAGAUCGAUCCGAUGUCGGACGCGGAGAAUCCGGUGAGGAGGGUGUUGCCUUGGUAGGUAGAGGUGUUGUGGAUGUGGUUGAUCGCGGUGAUGAUCGAUUGGGCUUCGUCGAUCUUGAGGUCUUGUUCCUGUUGGGUCAAUGCGCCGGUGUUGGCGGCUUCGACUGUGACAGCAUCAAGUUUGAUGACGAGAUCGGAGAGGACGGAGAGGGCGCCUUCCUGCGCGCCGAGGAACGAGGUCUCACGCUCGAAGCUGGUGAGCCUGCGAUCGAUCGAGAGUUUGGAUGCGUGGAGUUUGUUGGACGCGAUGAGACCUGA